UAAAAAUACCGCCAACACAAGAUUUCACUCUCUCAUGUUUUGCUUUUAUAUCUUCCUUUCUUUAGCUAUUAUCAAGGAAAAAUAAGAAAACAGAGCACCUCUGUUUUUUUCUUUGUUUCUCCAUUCUAUCUCUCGUCUUCUCAACUUGUAAACUCAAACAAAUGAUUCGAAAAAUCGAUCCGGAUAACCGCCGGGUUCUUAAAUUCCCGGCGGUCCGUCCGUGUGAAUCGAUUUCACCGGUGAUCCUUCUCAAUUCUUUGAUCACUCUCUCUAAUGAAAUCACCACUUUCAGAACCAAUUUUUUUCCUUCUCAGAAAAAAUUUUCCCGGGAAGUGAUUCGACAAAUGGGUAUCCUCCAAAUUUUCUUUGAAGAAAUCCGUGAUCACCAAUCAUAUUUCACCAAAUCCCUCAUUUUAUGUCUUUCUGAGCUUCAUUUUGCUCUCCAAAAGAUGCAAUUUUUACUACAAGAUUGUACCAGGGAAGGUUCUAGGCUCUAUAUAUUGAUGAAAUCACAAUUUGUAGCUAAUCAAUUCCGGGUUUUGAUUGGUUCAGUUGGUAUAGCUCUUGAUAUACUUCAAUUCAAUUCACUGGAAAUCUGCAGUGAAGUGAAGGAAUUAGUGGAAUUACUUUCACAACAAGCUCAAAAAUCGAAGCUCGAGGUCGGUCUAACUGAUCAAUGUGCCAUGGAGAGGGUGAUUUUAAUCUUGAACCAGUUCGAGAACGAGUUCGAACCCGAAAAAGGAUUGAUAAAACGUGUUCUUGAUUACUUGGGGAUUCAUAGUUGGGGAGAUUGCAACAAUGAAGUCAAGUUUUUGGAAGAAGAGAUGAUUAAGGUUGAAGAGGAGGAAAGAGAGAUUCCUUUGAUUAGUAGCUUAUUGGGGUUGAUGAGCUACUGCAGGGGAGUAAUUUUCGACACUUUGGAUGAGCAAAUAAUCAAUCAAUCAGAAGCAAAAUUAGCAGGAGAGAUGCUAAAUUGCUUGAAUCCCGAAGAUUUUCGAUGCCCGAUUUCACUUGAAUUGAUGAUGGAUCCAGUUACAAUAUCUACUGGGCAAACAUAUGAUCGAGCAUCAAUUGAAAAAUGGCUGAAUUCAGGGCAUUUACUCUGCCCCAAAACAGGGGAAAAGCUUGAAAGUACAGAAUUAGUACCAAAUUCAGCUCUUAAGAAGAUAAUACAGCAGUUUUGCUCAGAUAAUGGGAUUUCAAUAUUGAAAUCAGCAAGAAAAAGCAAGGAGUUAUCGAGGACAGUUGUUUCGCCUAGUCCAGCUUCUAGAGUAAGCAUGAGGUUCUUAGCUCAAUUUUUUGCUGGGAGACUUCAUUAUGGAACAGAUGAGCAGAAGAACAAGGCAGCUUAUGAAAUCAGAUUGUUGACGAAAUCGAAUAUCUUCAACAGAUCAAUCUUAAUUGAAGUUGGUAAUGUCGCUCCUCUAUUGGAUCUUCUUACAUCAACUCAUCCAAAUACACAAGAAAACGCGAUUGCAGCUCUUUUGAAGCUAUCCAAGCAUUCCAAAGGGCAGAAAUCAAUCAUUCAAGAAGGCGGAUUAAUGCUAAUUAUCUCAGUUCUUCGACGAGGAAUGAAGGUCGAAUCAAGGCAGAUUGCAGCAGCCACAAUUUUUUACCUUUCAGCAGUUGAAAAAUACAGAAGAUUGAUUGGUUCAACAAGAGAAGCUAUACCUGGUCUUGUUGACCUCAUCAAAGAUGGGACAAUGUGUGGUAAAAAGAAUGCUAUUGCUGCAAUUUUCGGGCUUCUAUUGUAUCAUAAAAACCAUGAAAGAGCACUAGAAGCUGGAAUCAUCCCAACUUUAGUUGAUCUUGUCACAUCCAUUGAAAGGUCAGACCUUCUAGCUGAUUCUUUAGCUAUUUUAGCUUGUUUGGCUGAGAAGAUCGAUGGGUGCAUCGCGAUUUUGCAAACAUCGACCUUGCCAUUAAUCAUUAACUUCUUAAAAUCGUCCAUUUCCAAAGCUGGAAAAGAAUAUUGUGUGUCGAUUUUAUCGUCCUUGUGUACUAAUGGUGGACCUGAAGUGAUCGCGGCGUUAGCCAAGGAACAGGCGAUCAUGCCUUCAUUGUAUGGGCUUGUUACCGAAGGGAGUGCUCAUGCUAGUAAGAAGGCGCGUAUGUUAAUCAAUAUGUUACAUAAGUUCAAUGAAUCAAGCUCUUCAAAUCUAGCAGCAGCUUCUAAAGUUCAUAAAGAGAGGUUUGUUCAUGCAAUGUAAUGUAACAAAUAAUCAAGCUCUUAUAUUAUCAUUUGUAUAUAUUUAGGUUUCAUAAAUUUAAAUCCAUAUUUGAUACCAUCAGCUAGGUUUUUAAAUAGAGCUGAACAUUAUAUCAUUAGGCUUAGUUUAUUUUCUUCAAGUAUACUGUAUAAAUUUGUACUAGUAUAAAAGAUAGUAUUCUUUUCCAUGUAGGAUGUAAUAUAUGGCUCAAGUGCCAUAGAAGUGAUAAUUGUCACAGAUUGAAGUUUUGUAUUAUGAUAAGUUCAGUGAAUAAAGAAUAAUGUUGCUGUCUUA
This is a messenger RNA of Beta vulgaris subsp. vulgaris (sugar beet), 2504 nucleotides long. RefSeq names its product U-box domain-containing protein 19. Gene Ontology annotation, cellular component: nucleus; cytoplasm. Gene Ontology annotation, biological process: protein ubiquitination. NCBI's taxonomy places the organism in Eukaryota, Viridiplantae, Streptophyta, Magnoliopsida, Caryophyllales, Amaranthaceae. Gene Ontology annotation, molecular function: protein binding; ubiquitin-protein transferase activity. The transcript has a single exon. The coding region runs from base 162 to 2210 and encodes 682 amino acids. The record is from RefSeq and is a predicted model, not a curated record.